AUGUCUCCUUACCGGUUAGUUUUUGGUAAGGCAUGUCAUUUGCCCAUUGAGUUGGAGCAUAGAGCUAUGUGGGCCAUUAAGAAGUUUAACUUUGAUAUGGUCACUGCCGGGUUACAUCGUGAGCUCCAACUUGCUGAAUUGGAAGAGUUGCGCAAUGAAGCAUCUGAGAGUGCACAUAUAUAUAAGGAUAGGACUAUGGCAUUUCAUGAUAAACACAUUGUUAGAAAGCCCCUUGAAGUUGGUCAAAAAGUGUGGCUCUUUAAUUCUAGACUUAAACUUUUCCAGGGCAAGUUGAGGUCACGAUGGGAUGGUCCAUAUGUUGAUACUCGUAUUUUCCCCCAUGGGGUAGUAGAGUUUAACGAUCCACGUGUUGGUAAUGUUUUCAAGGUCAAUGGCCAAAGACUUAAACCUUAUGGGGAAGGAAUUGGUGAUGGCGUGGUAGAUGGUGCCACGAUGGAGUCCAUUACUUUGAUGGACCCAAUUUAUAUAGAUUAG
Molecule: messenger RNA, 495 nt
Organism: Rhododendron vialii
Lineage: Eukaryota; Viridiplantae; Streptophyta; Magnoliopsida; Ericales; Ericaceae
Exons: 1
Coding region: 1-495 (164 amino acids)
Source: RefSeq, a predicted model, not a curated record